This is a messenger RNA of Staurois parvus, 588 nucleotides long. The record is from the annotation of a GenBank genome assembly. Lineage: Eukaryota; Metazoa; Chordata; Amphibia; Anura; Ranidae.
GGACAAGCCACAUCCUGUUCUGAGUGCGGGAAAUGUUUUUCACAGAAGUUCCAUCUUUACAGACAUCAGAGAUCUCACACAGGAGAAAAACCAUAUUCCUGUCCUGAGUGUGGGAAAUGUUUUUCAGUGAAAUCCAGUCUUUCCAAACAUCAGAGAUCUCACAUGGUGGAGAAACCAUAUACCUGCCCUGAGUGUGGGAAAUGUUUUGUACAAAAAUCAGAACUUGUCACACAUCAGAAGUUUCACAUGGAAGAGAAGCCGUAUUCCUGUUCUGAGUGCGGGAAGUGUUUCAGGGUUCAUUCCAAACUUAAGGUGCAUAAAAGAUCUCACACAGGUGAGAAGCCGUAUUCUUGUCCUGAGUGUGGGAAAUGUUUUUCACAGAAAUCUAGUCUUAAAAUACAUCAGAGAUCCCACACAGGGGAGAAGCCAUUUUCUUGUUCUGAGUGUGGAAAAGGUUUUGUACGAAAAUCAGAACUUGUCACACAUCAGAUGUAUCACACGGGGCAAAAGCCAUACUCCUGUUCCAAGUGCGGGAAAUGUUUUGUACGAAAAACAGUACUCGUCAAACAUCAAAGGUCUCACAUGUAA